AUGACAGAUCAAGAUAAUUCCUAUCGACCAAGAUCUCCCGACCUUUCCACCCUCCAGCCCACCAUCUCCCCCUCCGUCAACGAGCCUAUCUAUCAAUUCACGAGUCCGCUCGCUCAUCGCGCCUCCUACGACGCCUCUCCAUUCUUCACCGCGCCUUACCAGCAAUCUCCUAUUACUCCCAGCAGGAUCCCCCAGCAAUACGUUCCUCCUUAUUCCGAUCCUACCUUUGAUCCCGACAUGGCCCGUCGUUCGACUCGCAUCGCGCGUUCCUCGGAGGUCGCACCUAUGCCGGAAGCCAAAUUUAUGGAGCCUCUCCUCCCUGAGGAGCCCCCCAAACCGACUCCGGCAGCGGGGGUCGAGGUGAAGACGAAAUUCCCGGUGGCGCGCAUCAAGCGCAUCAUGCAGGCCGAUGAGGAUGUCGGUAAGGUCGCGCAGGUGACUCCCAUUGCAGUGUCCAAAGCACUCGAACUCUUUAUGAUCUCCCUCGUUACCAAAGCGGCCAAGGAAGCCAAAGACCGCAAUUCGAAACGCGUAACAGCUUCCCACCUCAAACAAGCCGUCGCAAAGGAUGAAGUACUGGAUUUUCUAGCCGAUAUCAUUGCCAAAGUCCCCGACCAACCGACCGGAAGGAAACAUGAAGACGAUGGGAGUGAUCAGAACGAGCAACCGAAACGAAAGCGGGGAGGUCGGCGACCCAAAGACGAAAGCGAUUAA
Aspergillus ochraceoroseus IBT 24754 is the source of this 714-nucleotide messenger RNA. It is a transcript of the gene nctA, whose product is annotated as negative cofactor 2 transcription regulator complex subunit BUR6. The coding region runs from base 1 to 714 and encodes 237 amino acids. Lineage: Eukaryota; Fungi; Ascomycota; Eurotiomycetes; Eurotiales; Aspergillaceae. The record is from RefSeq and is a predicted model, not a curated record. The transcript has 2 exons. Gene Ontology annotation, molecular function: protein heterodimerization activity; transcription corepressor activity; transcription coactivator activity. Gene Ontology annotation, biological process: positive regulation of transcription by RNA polymerase II; transcription by RNA polymerase II; negative regulation of transcription by RNA polymerase II. Gene Ontology annotation, cellular component: nucleus; negative cofactor 2 complex.